UUUUUUUUUUAUCUUACUUUUCCCCCUGCAGACUGGCGUCUUGAAUCCCUCCAAUUUCCUAUAUUUUUACAUAAGAUCCGGGACCCGCCCCGCCGUGAGUGGACGACGUUUGGACUUGGCUGCUAAGUUGGGGAGUCGUCAUCACAAAGCAGGCUAAACCACUAGUUUGCACUUCCUGCCGCAUCCCGCGCGCCCCAACUUUCCCUUCCCCCCCGAUACCCAUACUCUCACCCACACUCUUACUCUCCUGCUCAGCUCUCCGCUGGUCUUCCUAAUUCUAUGUCCCUGAUUCUCUGGACUGUGCGUCAUACCGGUGCUCGAUCUACGGGUUGAAGAUUUUCAUUCGUUGGAUGGAUCGUUGAAUUCCACUCACCCGAGCUCGUUGGUUCGCCGCUUAAGGACACGGAUGCGGUAGGGACGGACUCCAAACUGGAUGACGAACGUUGUGUUGUAGAGCCUUCCCAUGGCGCGUUGCCUUUGGCGAUCUCCCACCUAGAGUUGAUUUCCUUUAGGAGAGCUGACGAAUCCCUUCCUCUCGGGUAUAACCCUUAUCGUCGCCAGGGAUGAAUUCCAGUACCAGCUUUGCCGAUACCCUUAGCCCUGGGACAAGUAGUACGAACACCACCCGCAGAUCCACCUCGACCGUGCGAUCACGCCCUCGCCGCUUGGUGUCUUUCACCGAUGAUGAGAGUGAUAAUGGGAGACAGUUGGGACACUCCGGAUCGUCCACCGUGCUUUCGUCGGACCUCCCGACGCCUCGGUCUCGCGGUGCUACCCCGUCACCCUACAGAUCCCGUGGAGUUUCGCCAAUGCCUAUGAGACACCCUUCCCGUGUCACUUCAUCGCCUGGUCGCGGUCCGAGCAACUCGUUGGGUGGGUUCAGCUAUACUGGCAAGAACCAGGUCAACUUCGCGGAGUCGUCGCGAGCCGCUGUUGACUUUCUUGAUGCGUCGUGGUCGUCAUUACAGAGUUUGGCCUCCUCGGUCCUAGGGAGUGAUAUCGCCCGGCCGGCCACCAAUGGAACGACACGCACCCAUACGAGAAAACCUUCCCGCCCCGAUUCGUAUACCGUAACCCCUUCACGAACGUGGGCACCCUUAUCUUGGGGACCGACAGCCCCAUCGACCUCAGAUAUUGGCGCCGGAACCAAGGAAGAACGGCAAGCAUUCGUACAGGCAAAGAAAAGGGAGGCUUUGUUACUGGCAGAUACAGAGACAAAUGGAAGUCUCACCACUCGACACAAACGCCGCGAUUCCUGCGACCGGACGGUCCAUUCGACUGCUGGUCCCAAUCAGGAUGAGGAAGCGCUGGCAUACGUACAUCACGUCCAACCGACGGACAGUAUAACUGGUGUUACGAUACGCUAUGGCUGCCAGCCCGCGAUAUUCAGAAAGGCAAAUGGAUUUUGGCCUAGUGAUAGCAUUCAAGGUCGGAAGACUGUACUUUUACCCGUUGAUUCUUGCUCAGUCAAAGGACGACCCAUUCGGCAUGAUUUAAACCUUGUGGGUACUGAGAGUCCCAGGCGUGACUCUCUGGAAGACCCAAGUGGAAGCUCAAUAGCUCCGAGUUCGUCUCCAGGGCCGUCUGAUAAAACAGAUACAGACGCUUCCUCAGAAGUGGAAGCUGACCGAAUAUGGAAACAUGAGUCAUGGGUACAGAUUGAUGGCUUCACUGCACCUGUAGAGAUUGGCCGUGUUCCUCGUAGGGCGUUAGGGUUCUUUCCGCGCUCGAGACGGAAGUCGCUUUCUUAUACCGACUCUGAGAACCCUUCGUUCUCGGGACGCGAGAGAAUCCCAAAAUUAUCCUCGACGUCAUCACCCAUUGAAUCUCAAGCUUCGCAACCUACAUCUCCGUUAGGGAAUCGACCCCACGCGGACUCGUCGGGGUCACGAAUCUCAGCUAAAUCUAGCCCUACCGUACGCCAUCAACGCCAGCGCAGCAACAUACAACUUUCCGGGCCGGGCGUUGGUACCCUUGAUCGUGACACAAUGGCCCCUGGACCGGCUCUUGAUGGUCUGAGUAAAUUCUUUGCGCAGCAUCUACCGAACCUUACUCCUGCUCCUGCUCCACCGAACUUUCAAGACUCCACCGAGUACACGUCAAAUACAGUGUCCAACACUCCCACCGGCUUGGACAAUAUAGGCGGCGCAGUCGAGGGCUGGGUCCGGAAGAUGACUAGUCGAGCGAAGGCCGGCCUGAAUGAACUACAGCAAACCACACAUAGCCACCAAAUGAACGGCACGACCCGUCGAACCGGCACACGGGGAGUAGGAGACCUGAUUGAACUUAACGACGGGUUAGAGUCUCGAGAUGCUUCGAAGACACGGUGGAGACCUGAGUUCAACCGAUCCGGAACAAGUCUUCACAACGGGACGUCAGUGAGUGGUCGCUACCCUAGCCCUUCGGCAGCAACGAGCAGGACUCGUGCCACGGGUGACAGGUUUAAGGACGAUUGAUGUCCAGGGAUUAUACUACUGCACGAUUUGCUGCAAGACGACCUUCUUUCUUUUCGAAAAUAUUUUUAUCUUCUCUUGGCAAUCCGUUCGGGUAGCGGCAACGAGGGACCGGAUCAACUCUUGUGGGUCUUUGUGAUAUAGGAUAUCUUUCAUGUACGCUUAUAGCAUAGCGCGGCGCAACAGGGUCAUACUGUUGGCUAGUUGAUGAUACAUUGUAAUUGCUUGUUGAUUUAUACAGUUGGCUGUUAGGAUCGAUUUUUUUUUUUUUUUU
Aspergillus alliaceus is the source of this 2727-nucleotide messenger RNA. RefSeq names its product putative LysM domain protein. The transcript has a single exon. The coding region runs from base 564 to 2456 and encodes 630 amino acids. The record is from RefSeq and is a predicted model, not a curated record. NCBI's taxonomy places the organism in Eukaryota, Fungi, Ascomycota, Eurotiomycetes, Eurotiales, Aspergillaceae.